This is a messenger RNA of Sinocyclocheilus rhinocerous, 917 nucleotides long. Its product is annotated as L-threonine dehydratase biosynthetic IlvA-like. Gene Ontology annotation, molecular function: threonine deaminase activity; L-serine ammonia-lyase activity; pyridoxal phosphate binding. NCBI's taxonomy places the organism in Eukaryota, Metazoa, Chordata, Actinopteri, Cypriniformes, Cyprinidae. The record is from RefSeq and is a predicted model, not a curated record. Gene Ontology annotation, biological process: L-serine catabolic process; L-threonine catabolic process. The transcript is spliced from 4 exons. The coding region runs from base 171 to 683 and encodes 170 amino acids.
UUCAUAUUCAUCAACGGGUCUUUCACCGUUGCUUGGUCGUGAUAACCACAAAUGAAGUUGCUUGCUUAAUUUGGAAAAGCAGCUUUCUAAAAGCCAGCAUUAUAUUUUUGGAUUACACUUUCGGUUUUACGCUAUACAUCUAACAAAGUUUCACUGAUCGAGCAAGAACAAUGGGAGAUGUCUCAGCAGACAGCAUUACUAUCGAGAUGCUCAGAGAGGCAUGUGGGACUGUCAGAUGCAGUCCGCUGGAUGUGAUCAACACACCAAUGAUCCCAUGGUCCCAAACCACACUUCCACUCAACAACCCCUGCAACAUUCACAUCAAACUGGAAAACAUGCAGAGGACCGGUUCAUUUAAGAUAAGAGGUGUUGCAAACCAGUUUGCCCGGAGACUCAAAGGGGGCCAUUUUGUGACCAUGUCUGCUGGGAAUUAUGGAAAGUCUUUUGCAUAUGCAUGUAAGCAUUAUGGAUCCAAAGGCAAAGUGGUGAUGCCAGAAACAGCCCCCAUCUCCAGAUCUGUUCUGAUACAAAGUUUGGGAGUUGAGGUUGAAAGAGCGCCAACUCCUCGUCUCAUGGAUGUUGUUAACCGAAGUGUUCAAGAGGACAGCAUGACUUUCCUACAUUCCUAUGAUGAUCCGGAUCUUAUCGCUGGACAUGCCAGGUUAAGUACAUGUCUGGGAUAGAUCACCCAAAGCAAGGAUAUUCUGUCAUUAUUUACUCACCCUCAUGUCGUUCCAAUCCUGCAUGACUUUUCUUUAGUUGAACACAACAGGAGAUAUUUUGAAGAAUGUUCACAUGAUUUUGCUCAUAUAAUGAAAGUGAAUUGUGACUGUUAAGCUCCUAAAAGAACAUAAAGCACUUUAAAGGCAUCAUAAAUGUAGUACACAUUUUCUUGCAAACACAUACAGCUUUGAAUA